AUGGCGGCCGACCGUCACUCUUCGCCGCAGGAUUACACUCUCCCGUCCAUGGACAAGACACGCCGUUACGAGGGCGAGGAGUUCAAAGAGAGAAAGUUGACGGUAGCUCUCUGCCCAUGUAUUUUCUACUUAAUUCUUUUACUCGUAGUAGCACCAAUCAUACUCGUUGUCAAAUUCCAUUUGCCCUUUUGUAGCGAUGUCAAUUCGGUGCAUACCGAUUCCGAAUUCGAGAGCGACAUCGAAAAUGAAUCAGCUUCUGCCGAAUUCGAGGCGGAUUUGAAGGAGGUGGAAAGAGUAUGCAAGAGAUUCAAUCAUGCUCGAAAACCCGCAUUUCGGUUCUUCUGUUUGGCUGGAGAUAGACCUGGAUUCUCUCAUGAUUCGACCACUUACAAUACAAUGAUGAACAUUCUUGGAAAGACCAGACAAUUCGAGACAUUGGUUUCUCUCCUCGAAGAAAUGGGAGAGAAGGGUUUGCUAACGAUGGAGACCUUCACCAUGUGCAUCAAAGUCUUCGCCGCUGCAAAGGAGAGGAAAAAGGCAGUUGCCAUUGUCAAUUUGAUGAAGAAAUAUAAUUUCAAGGUUGGAAUAGAGACCGUUAAUUGUUUGCUCGAUGCAUUGGGUAGGGCCAAGCUCGCAAAAGAAGCUCAAACGUUGUUCGAGAAAUUGGAGCACAAAUUCGCCCCAAAUCUAAAAACGUACACAAUCUUGAUCAACGGUUGGUGCAUGGUCAAGAAUUUAAUGGAAGCCGCUAGAAUGUGGAAUGAAAUGAUCGAUAAAGGGUUUAAACCCGAUAUCGUAGCCCACAAUAUAAUGCUCGAAGGGCUGUUGAGGAGCCAUACAAGAUCUGAUGCAAUCAAGUUGUUCGAGGUAAUGAAAUGUAAGGGCCCACUUCCUACUGUUAGGAGUUAUUCUGUAUUAAUCAAGAAUAUAUGCAAACACGGCCACUUAAAAGAAGCUAUAGACUAUUUUGACGAGAUGGUUGAUUCUGGAUGUGGGCCUGAUGCUGCGAUGUACACAUGUUUGAUGACUGGUUUUGCGAAUCAAAAAAAGAUGGAUAUAGUUUAUCGGUUAUUAAACAAAAAUGAAGGAGAAAAAUUGCCAGCCCGAUGGCCGAUUGUACAAUGCAUUGAUCAAGCUGAUGGUGAAUAG
Molecule: messenger RNA, 1149 nt
Organism: Erythranthe guttata (spotted monkey flower)
Lineage: Eukaryota; Viridiplantae; Streptophyta; Magnoliopsida; Lamiales; Phrymaceae
Source: RefSeq, a predicted model, not a curated record